Messenger RNA from Paralichthys olivaceus (Japanese flounder), 1491 nucleotides. Lineage: Eukaryota; Metazoa; Chordata; Actinopteri; Pleuronectiformes; Paralichthyidae. The record is from RefSeq and is a predicted model, not a curated record.
ACAGAGAGGGCGGGGCCGAGGUGCCGGUAUCCUCUUCCUCCAUCGGCCACAUUUCAAACCGGAAUGGCGACCGCGCUGUGCGGAGUCCAGGCCGCCGGCAGCGGCACGAAGCCGGCCAGGACUUACCGAGAGCACCGGCGGAAAGCGAAGGACUCCAGGCGGAGGCAGGCGGCUCUGCUGUUCCUCAACAACAUCUCACUCGACGGGCGGCCACAGGGGGUUUCAGACGAUGGGAGCACGGAGCAGAGAGACGCCACAGAGGAGCUGCGGCCGGGGGACAGAGACGGAGCCGCCUCGGUCUUAUCUCCUCCGCCGCCGCCGACGCCUCCUCCUCCUCCUUCUCCUUCUCCGCCGAAUGUCCAAGGAGCGUCCGCCCAGGUGACAGAACCCUCCGGCAGCGGCUCAUCCUCCAGCGUCCCCGGGGUGGAUACUCCCACCGGGCCUUCUUUGGUCAUGUCUCCGGGACCUGCCACCACCGUGGGGGCCAACGAGGUAUUUUUGGACGGUGUGAAUGUGUCCGAGACCCCGGACACCCCCUUGUCUCCGGUGCCCACCGGCCACCUGCCCUGCUCCCGGGCCAAGUCCACGCCCGCCGCCCUGAGCCCGGUACCGGCGGGUACAUGUCCGGAGUCUCGUCAGAGGUUGAGAAACGUCUCUGGUUCUCCUGGACCCAAGGCGCCAAAGAAAGUCCACUUCAUCAAGAGCAUGAGGCAGUACGACACCAGAGGCUGCAGGAUCAUGCUGAUUUGUGCCAAGCGGUCGCUUUACGCUACUUUCUCAGUGCUGCCCUAUGGAGAGAGUGCUGACCUCAGUGAUACGAAGAUGGAGACUCAGAGACAGAGGCUGUCUUCUGUAGGGGCUGCAGAUCUUCUUCCCUCCUUGGAGGGUGUGGAGCUGGGCGCCUGCGGCAAGACGGUGUCGUACGCUCAGUUCCUUUAUCCGACCAACGCCUUGGUGAGGCAGAAGAGCGGCAGCGUGCCGGAGAACGGCACAGCUCAGACCCCUCAGUCGCGUUUCCGUGGCAACGGGCAGAAGAACUUCACCCCGGGUCGUCUCAACAACAGUGUGACGCAAGAGCCGAAUGUUGAGGAGGUGGUGGAGUACGACCCGAACCUGCUCAGUGACCCUCAGUGGCCCUGUGGGAGACACAAGAGGGUUCUUAUAUUUGCAUCAUACGUGACGACUGUCAUCGAGUAUGUGAAGCCCUCUGACCUGAAGAAGAACAUGAACGAGACCUUCAAGGAGAAGUUCCCUCACAUUCAGCUGACACUGAGCAAGAUACGGAGCCUGAAGAGAGACAUGCGGCUCGCGAGCGAGGAGUGCGGUCUGCAGCCCGUAACCAUAGCGAUGGCCUUUGUUUACUUUGAGAAGCUGGUGCUGCAGGGUCGCCUCAACAAGCAGAACAGGAAGCUGGUGGCAGCAGCAUGCGUGCUGCUAGCUGCAAAGAUCAGUAGUGAUCUGCGGAAGCCAGAAGUCAAACAGCUCAUUGAU